Molecule: messenger RNA, 1641 nt
Organism: Sordaria macrospora k-hell
Lineage: Eukaryota; Fungi; Ascomycota; Sordariomycetes; Sordariales; Sordariaceae
Biological process (GO): purine nucleobase biosynthetic process; purine nucleotide biosynthetic process
Cellular component (GO): cytoplasm
Molecular function (GO): amidophosphoribosyltransferase activity
Source: RefSeq, a predicted model, not a curated record
AUGUGCGGUAUUCUCGCCCUUAUCCUCGCGGAUACCGAUGCGUCGGACGCCUCUGCCGACUUGCACGAGAGUUUGUACUAUCUCCAACAUCGCGGUCAAGAUGCCUGUGGUAUCGCGACCUGUGGCUCUGGAGGCAGAAUCUUCCAGUGCAAGGGCAAUGGCAUGGCCUCCAAGGUCUUUGACGACGGCAAGCGCACGGUAGACCUUCCCGGCUACAUGGGCAUUGCUCAUCUUCGUUACCCGACUGCCGGAACGAGUUCUAGCGCCGAAAGCCAGCCUUUCUACGUCAACUCGCCCUACGGCAUCUGCUUCGCGCACAACGGUAACCUCAUCAACGCUCCCGCCCUGCGCAGAUAUCUCGAUAAAGAGGCCCAUCGUCAUGUGAACACCGACUCCGACAGCGAGCUGAUGCUCAACGUCUUUGCCAACGCCCUGAACGAGACUGGCAAAGCUCGUGUCAACACCAACGACAUCUUCAUUGCCCUCAGGAAGACGUACGAGAGGUGCCAAGGUGGCUGGGCCGUCACUGCCAUGAUUGCUGGCUUCGGAAUCCUGGCUUUCCGUGACGAAUACGGUAUCCGCCCCCUCAUCAUGGGAUCCCGUCCAUCUACCACUCUCAAAGGUGGUAUCGACUACAUGUUCGCUUCCGAGAGCAUUGCUCUCCGUCAGCUGGGCUUCGGCAACUUCAAGGAUAUUCUCCCGGGACAAGCUGUGUUUAUCCAGAAGAAUGGGCAGCCUCAGUUCCACCAGGUUGUUGAGCAGAAAGCUUAUGCUCCGGACAUCUUCGAGUAUGUUUACUUCGCCCGCCCGGAUACCAUCAUGGAUGGAAUCUCUGUGCACCGCAGCAGACAGAACAUGGGCGAGAAGCUUGCCCACAAGGUCAAGGAGAUUCUCGGAGAGGAGGGUGUCAAGGAGAUCGAUGUGAUCAUCCCUGUCCCGGAGACCAGUAAUACUGCUGCUGCCGUGGUAUCGGAGCAGCUUCGGAAGCCCUUCUCCAACGGCUUCGUAAAGAACCGUUACGUCUACCGUACCUUCAUCUUGCCCGGCCAGAAGGCCAGGCAAAAGAGCGUCCGGAGAAAGCUCAGCGCCAUGGAGUCCGAGUUCAAGGACCGUGUCGUCCUGCUGGUGGAUGAUUCCAUUGUGCGCGGCACUACCAGUAGGGAGAUUGUGAGCAUGGCUCGUGAGGCCGGUGCCCGCAAGGUCAUCUUUGCCAGCUGCGCUCCUCCCAUCAUCUACCCCCACAUUUACGGUAUCGAUCUCGCUUCGCCGCAGGAGCUUAUCGCCCACGAGAAGACUAGAACCGAUAUCGCCAAGCACAUCAAUGCCGACGAUGUUAUCUACCAGGACCUUGACGACCUUAAGGCGGCGUGUACCGAAGCCUCUCCCGAUCACCAGAAGAUCACCGACUUCGAAGUUGGUGUGUUCUGCGGCAACUACCAGACGGACAUUCCUGAGGGUUAUUUCGACCACUUGAACGAGAGCCGUGGCACGAAGCGGAAGGCCACUGUCGUGAACGGCACCAGCAAGGUCUUGGUCGCCAAUGGCGGCCCGGUCAAUGUUUCUACCCCUGAGCCCGCUGCGCUCACGGAGAACCCCGAGAACAGGCAGGAUAUCAGCAUCCACAACAUUGCCAACGCCUAG